AAGUCGGCGCGGAGCCGCCUCGGGCCGGGCUGAGAGCUGAGCGCGGCGGAGCCAGGAUGCGGGGCUCCCGGGACCGUGUCGGGCGCGCGGGGCGGCGGGGGGCGGGCGGGAGCUGUCCACGGUGCUGAAGCAGCGGCGGCGACAGCGGCAGGGACGCCGGCCGGGAGCAGGGAGCUCUCCUGGAAGCUUCACCGCGGCCGGCCGCGAGGCAGGGACGCUGUCGCUCGCCGGCCCAUGCCCGGUUCCCGAACCCCGCGAGGAGGCGGGACGGUCCGCAGAGCGACAGGCUCCGUGAAGACUGCGUGGCGGCAGGAGACUCCCCUCCCUGGCCAACUGCCUAUAGAACCAUGGAGAGCCUGAGUGAACUACAGAACCCACUGCUACCAAGAAGCCCCACCCACCUCCACAGGCCCUACCCCUACCCGGAGGCCCCGCCCGGCUGGUCCUGCCAAGAGAAGCUUUAUUCCUACCUUCUAGGAGGUGGUGGUCCCGCCCGUGCCCACCAGCUCCUAGAUCCAGGGUCUCUGCAACUGGCCGUGGAGGCGUGGUAUCGGCCCAGCUGCCUCCUGGGGAGGGACAAGGUCAAAGAACCCAAAGCAGGCAGCUGUGAGACCAGCUUCACCGAAGCCAGGGAACCAUUGGUGGGGCCUGCCGAGCAGGGCUCAGAACCUGGUCAAGCUGAGGAAGAUGUAACCAUCCACACUGUGUCCUAUGGGGUUCAAGAGGAGCUGCAGGGCCAGGAGGACAGCCAGGAGGAGGAGAGCGAUGGGACCUCCACAGAGAGUGAGUGUGAAGAUGCCUUCCUCACCCUGCCCCCCAGGGACCACUUGGGGCUCACCCUUUUCUCCAUGCUCUGCUGCUUCUGGCCUCUGGGCAUUGCUGCCUUCUACUUCUCCCAGGGGACCAGCAAGGCCAUCUCCAAAGGGGACUUCCGCCUGGCCAGCACCACCUCCCGCCGGGCCCUCUUCCUGGCCACACUCUCCAUCGCUGUGGGAGCCGGUCUCUAUGUGGCUGUGGUGGUAGCUCUGGCUGCGUAUAUGUCCCAGAAUGGCCAUGGCUAGUAGUCAGUAGGACUACCAUCCUGGCUCUCCUGGCCUACCAGAGGAAGGUGUAAAACUUGGAACCGUGUAUUCUGUAGAGAGCCUUGGCCCUGAAGAGAACCUGUGGCAAUAGCUUGCUGAGGAGAGGCCUCCCGUUCUGCAGCCCACACAGGGCAAUCUUGCCCUCUUGUCCACUGUUUCCAGUCCCAGAGCAGGCUGGGUGUGGAUGGGGAGCAGAAGCAGCAGGUUGUUCAACGGGCCUAGCCUGGUAUACUAUGCCCAUUCCCUGCAGGACCUCAGCCACACAGGCUGCUCAGUCUCUACUUGCCAUCUUCCCCACAGAGAAAGAGCAGGAGGUUCCAGGAAGGAAAAAGAGUUCCAAAGGGACAAAGGACCUGGCCAGACUUUUCAGUCAAGAGGGUUCUCACCUGUGUACAUUUUCAGCAGCUGCCCCGACCCCUCCUCCCUCCUCAAGGCCCAAGACCCUCCAAUCAGGAAAGGAAAACAUGGACCCCAGCCAUCUCUUGCUCUUUCUGACUCUGGGUACUGCAUGUCUCUGUUACCGUGUCUCCCAGGUAGAGAUGGAUCCAGAGAGCUCUGUAAUGAGGGCAGGUUGCUAGGGCUUUUCUGUACCAGAAAAAAAAAGCAGAUACUGUAACAGAGAGAAUGAGGCCUGGGAUACUGCAGGAUCACAUGACCUCCCCUGCUCUUCACCCACCAUCCUUUCUGGGCUCUGCUGGAAGAGCCCUGAGAGGGUACCCCACCCGUGGAGACUAAGAAGGGUACUGUCAGUUCCCAGUUAUAGCACGUAGCGUCCUGGAUCCAGUCUUAUGGGAAAAGGAUGAGAAGGAACCCUGGGGAACAUGGAACGUGGACAGAGGAAGAACAUAGACAGAUGCCUAAGGGAUUUGCACCUCCAUCACUCUCCAUGCUGGUGGGCAGGGUGUGCAAGAGCCUCCCAUGGAGGUUCCCAGGCUGCUCGGAUUCUGCCUGGAAUAUCCAGUCUGGAGUAAUUUUGCAGCCAUUUCUAGACCUUCCAUCAGCCUGAGCAGGAAGGCCAAGCCUUUCUCUCCACCUGAGAUAUUUCCCCAUCUCUGAAUGAUGGGGCAGUGGUGGUAAUGGUGCCUGGGCACCUUCACUGGUAACAACUACCAUUCAAGACUGCUUUCAAACCCCUCCACCCCCAGGCACUAAGAGAUGUCAGAGUUUCAGGGACACAAAGAGCAGAGAACAUGGUACACUGGGAAGGCAGGUCCGAAGGGACUUAAGCUAUGAACCAUUGUGCACGAUUUGGGGGACCUGGCUAUUUCCAUGCCCCAUCUAGCCCCACACCCUCCCCAUCUUCCUCACUUCAGUUUGCCCACUCUCCACUCCCUGCACUGGCAGUUUUAAUGUCCCCUUACUGUCUUUAUUUAUCCUGACAAUAAACUUUUCUGUAACACCUGGUGCCA
Grammomys surdaster is the source of this 2491-nucleotide messenger RNA. It is a transcript of the gene Syndig1l, whose product is annotated as synapse differentiation inducing 1 like. Bases 348 to 1061 code for a protein of 237 amino acids. NCBI's taxonomy places the organism in Eukaryota, Metazoa, Chordata, Mammalia, Rodentia, Muridae. The transcript is spliced from 4 exons. The record is from RefSeq and is a predicted model, not a curated record. Gene Ontology annotation, cellular component: membrane; intracellular membrane-bounded organelle.